Molecule: messenger RNA, 489 nt
Organism: Saprolegnia diclina VS20
Lineage: Eukaryota; Oomycota; Saprolegniomycetes; Saprolegniales; Saprolegniaceae
Exons: 1
Coding region: 1-489 (162 amino acids)
Source: RefSeq, a predicted model, not a curated record
AUGGCGCUCACUGGUUGCACGUUUACGGCCGACGACAUUGCGUUCUUGUGCGAAAUUCCGUUCUUGCGGCCGCGCGACGAGGUAGCUUCGUCGCUCUUCCCGCUCACCGAGUACGACGCCGACGACAUUGACGCGCUCUUGCCGCCGCUCGCGGACGAGGACGACGCGAUGCUCGAGAACGGUGACGCCAUCGACGUCAUUGAAGACGAGGCCGUCGCACGCAUCGAUGACCUCGAGGGCGCAAUGGAAUUGCAUUUUAUCGAGGGCCCUUCGUAUGAUGUGGGCGCGAUUUUCGACCUUCUCGACCGCCUCCCGACGCUGUUCGAGGACCAAAGAAGAUGCUCGUACCGCAACGGCAAGUGCCGGCAGCCGUGCAGCCGAAAGCGAAGCGGCGCCUUUUACAAAAUGUGCCCCGACCACCGCGUCGCGGCCGUGCGCAACCACAAGAAGGCGCUCGCCAAGCGCCUCGCCAAGGUGCCGCUGGCGUGA